AGGUGGAGAAUGUCGAGCCCAGGGAGAGUGCUUCAGUCGCGAUCCUGGAGAAGGGAGAAAAGUUGGCGGUGCCAGAGAUCGACAGUGGUGCACCGGAUUCCAUUUCUGCGACAGAUCCCAUGGUGGAGGACACACAGGGAGCAUGUCCUGCCAGUGAAGACAUUCACGAGCUUGUGGAAGAGGAGCAAACCAAAGUCGAUGUGCCACAGCAAGUUUCCGAACGCGAGGUCGAGCUUCCCAUUCCAGUAGAAGAACUCCCAGAGUCGGCAAACGAAGCCGUCCAGGAGCCAGAGCCUGUUGCUGAGGCCGUUCCCGGGCCAGAGGCCGUGCCUGAGGUUGCUGAGGAACCUGCCCAGGAGGUGGAACUGGCCGAGCCACUCGUAGCUCAAGUACCAACUGCCACAGUGGAUGCUGUCUUACCAGCACACAAGGAAAUCGAGGCCGAAGAGAGCAUAGAGCCGGCCGAGGUGGCUGUGGAUGACCAGGUGGAGAAUGUCGAGCCCAGGGAGAGUGGUUCAGUCGCGAUCCUGGAGGAGGGAGAAAAGUUGGCGGUGCCAGAGAUCGACAGUGGUGCACCUGAUUCCAUGCAUGCGACAGAUCCCAUGGUGGAGGACACACAGGGAGCAUGUCCUGCCAGUGAAGACAAGGUCGAGCUUCCCAUUCCAGUAGAAGAACUCCCAGAGUCGGCAAACGAAGUCGUCCAGGAGCCAGAGCCUGUUGCUGAGGCCGUUCCCGGGACAGAGGCCGUGCCUGAGGCUGCUGAGGAACUUGCCCAGGAGGUGGAACUGGCCGAGCCACUCGUAGCUCAAGUACCAACCGCCACAGUGGAUGCUGUCUUACCAGCACACAAGGAAAUCGAGGCCGAAGAGAGCAUAGAGCCGGCCGAGGUGGCUGUGGAUGACCAGGUGGAGAAUGUCGAGCCCAGGGAGAGUGCUUCAGUCGCGAUCCUGGAGGAGGGAGAAAAGUUGGCGGUGCCAGAGAUCGACAGUGGUGCACCGGAUUCCAUUUCUGCGACAGAUCCCAUGGUGGAGGACACACAGGGAGCAUGUCCUGCCAGUGAAGACAUUCACGAGCUUGUGGAAGAGGAGCAAACCAAAGUCGAUGUGCCACAGCAAGUUUCCGAACGCGAGGUCGAGCUUCCCAUUCCAGUAGAAGAACUCCCAGAGUCGGCAAACGAAGUCGUCCAGGAGCCACAGCCUGUGGCUGAGGCCGUUCCCGGGCCAGAGGCCGUGCCUGAGGCUGCUGAGGAACCUGCCCAGGAGGUGGAACUGGCCGAGCCACUCGUAGCUCAAGUACCAACCGCCACAGUGGAUGCUGUCUUACCAGCACACAAGGAAAUCGAGGCCGAAGAGAGCAUAGAGCCGGCCGAGGUGGCUGUGGAUGACCAGGUGGAGAAUGUCGAGCCCAGGGAGAGUGCUUCAGUCGCGAUCCUGGAGGAGGGAGAAAAGUUGGCGGUGCCAGAGAUCGACAGUGGUGCACCGGAUUCCAUUUCUGCGACAGAUCCCAUGGUGGAGGACACACAGGGAGCAUGUCAUGCCAGUGAAGACAUUCACGAGCUUGUGGAAGAGGAGCAAACCAAAGUCGAUGUGCCACAGCAAGUUUCCGAACGCGAGGUCGAGCUUCCCAUUCCAGUAGAAGAACUCCCAGAGUCGGCAAACGAAGUCGUCCAGGAGCCACAGCCUGUGGUUGAGGCCGUUCCCGGGACAGAGGCCGUGCCUGAGGCUGCUGAGGAACUUGCCCAGGAGGUGGAACUGGCCGAGCCACUCGUAGCUCAAGUACCAACUGCCACAGUGGAUGCCGUCUUACCCGCACACGAGGAAAUCGAGGCCGAAGAGAGCAUAGAGCCGGCCGAGGGGGCUGUGGAUGACCAGGUGGAGAAUGUCGAGCCCAGGGAGAGUGCUUCAGUCGCGGUCCUGGAGGAGGGAGAAAAGUUGGCGGUGCCAGAGAUCGAGAGUGGUGCACCGGAUUCCAUGCAUGCAACAGAUCCCAUGGUAGAGGACACACAGGGAGCAUCUCCUGCCAGUGAAGACAUUCACGAGCUUGUGGAAGAGGAGCAAACCAAAGUCGAUGUGCCACAGCAAGUUUCCGAACGUGAGGUCGAGCUUCCCAUUCCAGUAGAAGAACUCCCAGAGUCGGCGAACGAAGUCGUCCAGGAGCCACAGCCUGUGGCUGAGGCCGUUCCCGGGCCAGAGGCCGUGCCUGAGGCUGCUGUGGAACCUGCCGAGCCACUCGUAGCUCAAGUACCAACCGGCACAGUGGAUGCCGUCUUGCCCGCACAUGAGGAAAUCGAGGCCGAAGAGAGUAUAGAGCCGGCUGAGGUGGCUGUGGAUGAGCAGGUGGAGAAUGUCGAGCCCAGGGAGAGUGCUUCAGUCGCGAUCCUGGAGGAGGGAGAAAAGUUGGCGGUGCCAGAGUUCGAGAGUGGUGCACCGGAUUCCAUGCAUGCGACAGAGCCCAUGGUGGAGGACACACAGGGAGGAUCUCCUGCCAGUGAAGACAUUCACGAGCACGUGGAAGAGGAGGAAGUCAAUGUCGAGAAGGGACAACAAGUUUCUGAGCGCGGGCUUGGGCUGGCAUUCCGAGUAGAAGAACUCCCACAGGUGACGAACGAAGCCGUCCAGGAGCCAGAGACUGUUCUUGAGGCCGUUCCCGAGCGAGAGGCCGUGCCUGAGGCUGCUGAAGAGGCUGCCAAGGGGGUGGAACUGGCCGAGCCAGUCGCAGCUCAAGUACCAACCACCACAGUGGACGCCGUCUUACGUGCACACGAUGAAAUCAAGGAGGAAGAGAGCAUGGAGCCGGGCGAGGUUGCUGUGAAUGACCAGGUGGAGGUUGUCCAGCCCAGGGAGAGUGCUUCAGUCGCGAUCGUGGAGGAUGGAGAAAAGUCGGCGGUGCCAGAGAUUGAGAGUGCUGCUCCAAAUUCCACUCGUGCGUUAGAUCCCGUGGUGGACACACAGGGAGCAGCUCCUGCCAGUGAAGACAUUCCCGAGCAAGUGGAAGAGGUGGAAGCCAAUGUCGAAGAGCCACAGCAAGUUGAGCUCGAGCUGCCUGUCGAGAAUGUCCCAUGGGAGGCUGUUCAGGAGGCUUGGGACAUCCCAAAGCAUGAAUCUGGUAUUCAGGCUUUUGAGCUGGUGGCUGCCGAAAAAGAUGUUUCCUUUUCACCAGCAACGGCCAGAGGCGUUCGUGAUCCGACAGUUGACCCUUCUGGAGGAGGCGGUGGUGGCGGUGGCCUAGACAUGAAAGUGAAGGAUGAAAAUCCAUCUGGGGAAUUCAGUGUUGUUGCAGUGACAACAAUGACAUGGGCAGAUGGUAAGGAGCAGGUUUUGGGAGCUGUUGCUGUUCAUCACGUGAAGGUGUUGUCAUCUACUCUAGAUGACGAUUCUUGGGAGGAAGUGGCAGCUUCCGAACAAUAUGAACCAAAUGGUCUUGGUAGCAGUAAUGGUGGGACUCACAAGUUGGAUUUGAACAUCAUUGAGGACUAUGCUGGAGGCAAAUAGUUGUAGUGUGAUUGUUUACGAACUUCAUAAUGGCCAUAGCAUUGGCUUUGCUAUUGUGGAAUGCAUUUGAAGUUAUCAAACUGCAAAGUCGGACAAGCCAA
Molecule: messenger RNA, 3592 nt
Organism: Selaginella moellendorffii
Lineage: Eukaryota; Viridiplantae; Streptophyta; Lycopodiopsida; Selaginellales; Selaginellaceae
Product: titin-like
Exons: 2
Coding region: 120-3491 (1123 amino acids)
Biological process (GO): cell adhesion; proteolysis
Cellular component (GO): cytoplasm; membrane
Molecular function (GO): metalloendopeptidase activity
Source: RefSeq, a predicted model, not a curated record